Messenger RNA from Amyelois transitella, 3355 nucleotides. RefSeq lists its product as uncharacterized. The transcript is spliced from 8 exons. Lineage: Eukaryota; Metazoa; Arthropoda; Insecta; Lepidoptera; Pyralidae. The record is from RefSeq and is a predicted model, not a curated record. Bases 79 to 1203 code for a protein of 374 amino acids.
ACUGUCAUAAUUGUCUUAUUUUUAUUGUCAAUUUAUUUGUCAUCAUGUGUCAUUUACUUUUGUGAAACCGCUAGCGAAAUGUCUGAUUGUGCCGGCGAUAAUUCAAAACCACGAGUUGCUGUUCUGGGAGGGUGUGGCUUCAUCGGGCGAAACCUGGUGGAGUAUCUUAUAAGCAAUGACUUGGUCAGCGGAGUUCGUGUUGUGGAUAAAACCCCACCUCAGUUGGCAUUCCUCAAUCCAAAUCAUUCGAAAGUUUUCGAAGACCCCCGCGUGGAAUACAAGAGCGCCAACCUAAUAAAUCCUACGUCAUGCGCCAGCGCACUCGAUCCAGGGUCUGACGAGCCUUGGGGUCUGGUCGUCAAUUGCGCAGGAGAAACCCGGGUGGGACAGACAGAAGCCGUGUACUCUGAGGGUAUAUAUACCCUGAGCUUCAACGUGGCGAAGCAGUGUGCCAAGUUGAAGGUGCCCAGAUUGGUUGAGAUCUCAAGCGGAUAUAUGAACAGUAAGGAAAAGCCACACAGAGAAAGUGAUCCUGUCAACCCCUGGACGAUAGAAGCCACCAUGAAGGCCAAAGUGGAACAAGAACUGAAGAAAUUGGAACCGGAACUGAACUACACUAUAAUUAGGCCCGCCAUAGUGUACGGAGUCGGGGACCGGAGGAGUCUCACCCCCCGCCUCCUUUACGGCGGUAUAUAUAAGCAUCUCGGCGAAACUAUGAAGUUACUGUGGACUGCUGAUCUCAAGAUGAACACGGCGCACGUCAGGGACGUGUGUCGCGCCGUGUGGCUGCUGUCACGGCGCGGGGACGCCAACCACCAGAUAUACAAUGUGGUGGACGACGCUGACAGCACACAGGGUAGCCUUGCGGAGCUUGUAAGCCAGAUCUUCAAGAUAAACCAUGAUUAUUAUGGUACAGCCAUCUCUACGCUGGCUAAGACGGACAUAUCAGGCGUAGCAGAGGAAGCCAAUGACAAACACUUAACCGCUUGGGCGGACAUCUGCAGGAAAUAUCAAUUGGAACACUCCCCGUUGGAGCCCAGCGCUGGGCACGAGAUGCUGCUCAACAAACACGUCUCCCUGGACGGGGGGAAGGUCAGGGAGGUCAUGACCAUGGACGUGGGUAAACCUACCGUGGAAAAUUUGCUAGAGGUACUAGAAGAUUAUGCGUCAAUGAACCUCUUCCCGAAGGAGUUGCUCCUAUGACCGUGUUCGUAAAAAAUUACCGUCGAUCAAAUUAUUUGUAUUAUUCUAUGUGUCGAAAAAAGUAUAUAAUAUUAUGUCAUCAGUAUCUACUUUCAGUUCCAUGUGGAUUUAAGUCCAUGCUAAAUAUAUGACUGUGCAACUAUUUUAAAGAUUGGUGUAUCUAUAUUUUCCAAUGUUUAUAUAAAAGGUCUUAUUCUCAUUCUUUUUUAAUGUGUUUUAACAUAGAUACAAAUCCUUUAAGGAUAUUUAAGUAAAACUUCAGUCUUAUGAAUGGUUAUGUAUAAAAUUUAGUCUUAAAUUGUAUACUUUGAGCUUAAGUUGGUAUUAAGUUUUAUUUGCAACGAAUUUUUUAAGUGAUUCGAAUUUUUCUAUUGUCAUUUCGGUGUAUUUUUACCGGCUAAGCGUGAGUCCUCUGGUAGCAAAUUGUAAUCUUUAUAAAAAUUUGAUGUCUACACAUUUGCCAAAAUAAUUUUAACGUAAGUACACUAGCUAGUAGGGGUGUUAUAUUGGCUGAAGCGGAAAAUGUCAAAAUUAAUAAUAUUAUUGAUUCAGGUUAGUUACUUUUAAAAAUUAUUUGAUUUUCAUUAUCAUUUCCAAUGUCACAAAUGGAGGUUCUUACAUUGUCUUCGUUAUUUUGUUGUCUUGUUAAGUUUACAUUUUUAAGAACAGAAUUAAAUCUUUAGAAAGAAAGAUUCUUGUUAUGACCCACAAACAGUCUUAUAAAAUUACUGUGAUAGGACAAGAAGUAAAUAAAUCGUCCCGACGUCAAUUCGACCAAAAUAAUUGAUCUAUAAAUUGUGAUUGGACAAUAAAAACACGUUUUGGAAACCAGUUUUAUAUGUGUAAGGAAAAAAAGACUGUUAGUACCAAAAAACAUUAAAAAAAUUGCUUUUACUAAACGCUGAAAAUGUAAUAACGAUUUGCUACCGAUACGAACUAAUUCCAUCCAUAUACCUGAAUUGAAGAGAUUCUAUGAAAUAUGCAUAUAAAUAAUCACGUCAUAUACCUUGCGGGGUAGGCAGAGCAAACAGUCUAUGAAAUUAUAUGUAAAAAAGUGAAUCACUACAAGAAUAAAUUUCACUAAUGCUUAUGUUUAAGGGAAAUUCUUCCAAGUUAAAGUAUCCUUGAAACUUAGUUUCGUAUAUUUAGAGUAAGAUACCUACGUAUAUACACUUACAGUCGUUAAAUUCUUGUUCGAUAAUCCUGCACUGGCGCCAUGUGCCUGUUCUCGGACUCCGGGCUUCUCUCCAAACGGCAAACAAGACAAUAAUAUCAAAAAUUCUAUGUAAAAGUAAAUUUAAAUGGCUCUCAGGAUCUUUUAUGUUUUAUGUAGUCAAAAGUAUAUAUUUUUCCUGGGAUUUCCUGAGCAUAAGAUCUUAUCUUUUGUUCCAUUCUUUGAUUGUCACCUGCUGAUACAUACAAAUAAUUACGUUAUAAUCCUUACGGGGAAGAAAGGACUAAAACACUUGAUGGCUGAAUGGCAUAAUGACGUUAUCGCGAUUUUUAAAUUCUACUGACUAGCAUACAAAAGGGGCCACUCCAACAAAACCAAGUCCAAGUCUUAUGGGUAUAAAUAUUGUCAAACUAUUGGUAAAUAUCAUGGUUUUGAUGAUAGUAUAAAGAACCAUAGUCGGGUCUUGUCGCUUCAGGCAAUAUUAUCUUGCAAAGAAUUUGACGAUUAAAUAAAGUUAGUGCUGGGAUAAAAAUAUUGUAAUCUUAGUUACCCCACUAAGUCGUGAUCUAAUCUUUAGUACUUAGUUAUACAUUUUUACAUAAUUAUAAUUGAUUUCAUGCUUAUCGAAUACGUGUUGCUUACACAAUUUUUUGAACGAAAAUAAAGACAUUUUUAUAUGGCUUAACUUAUAGCUUUUAAAAUUGUAUUUAAGAAACAUUAACAUGUUUUUUGAAAUUGUAUCUGAAAAAAAUUACAGUCUGUAUUAGUUAAGUCAUGAUUAGAAUAAGCUGAGUACUUAAUAUAACUUGCUCAAUGUAUUACUUCUCAUUGAAAUUUUUAGAAGCUCAUGUGCUUGCUUUCGAUUGAGCUUACAAGGAAUCGUAUACUGUCAAUUCAUUGAUAAAUAAUGCUAGAAAUUGUAUAUUGUGUAAACCAGAUAUAUAUCAUAUAUGGUCCAAUAAACCAAUUCAAAAUAUA